Hermetia illucens (black soldier fly) is the source of this 7264-nucleotide messenger RNA. RefSeq names its product ankyrin repeat and fibronectin type-III domain-containing protein 1 (gene wake). The transcript is spliced from 12 exons. Gene Ontology annotation, molecular function: protein binding. The record is from RefSeq and is a predicted model, not a curated record. The coding region runs from base 1612 to 5565 and encodes 1317 amino acids. Lineage: Eukaryota; Metazoa; Arthropoda; Insecta; Diptera; Stratiomyidae. Gene Ontology annotation, biological process: signal transduction; establishment of mitotic spindle orientation; regulation of establishment of bipolar cell polarity. Gene Ontology annotation, cellular component: spindle.
CCUUAUCGCAAUUAAUUCUUUACUAAUGCAGAACUCAUCCUUGAAUAACCUGUUCCAGUGUGAGAUAUAGAUCGAUCGAGCUGGUAUCAAAUUUCCCAUUAGCUCAGCAAUCUUAACCUGUAGGUGAUCAUGGUCGUGAUCGCGUCUUUAGUAUAUUUUCUUCACUUCCCCAAGAAGUUGUUGAUAGUCAUCCUCACCGCCGGGGUAUAGUAUCUUUUCUUGAUCGCAAAUCGCGCAGACGCUCGCCCCCAGCCCAGUAGGUAAUCUUAAGAAAAAAAAUCCCCUGAUAAAUUCUGCUUAUCGGUUUCCGGUCGAUUGGAAUUCGCGAAAAGUGUGUGAUAUGAUAGUGUAAAUAUAGGAAAGUGCGUUUGCCAUGCCGAUUAUGACGGUAGCUGGAGCGUUAUCUAUUCUACAGGGGAAGAGAGUGUAACGACUCUGUUGCGUUAUAGUGAUACCAUGGAUUCGCACUGGAUACCGCGACGCUUCAUGGAUAUUAGUUUGGUGCGGGUGGAUCGCGGCUGUUUGUAAAUGCAUUAACGACUUCGCCUCAUUUCCCCGAAAGCAUUAGAAUUCAUGAACACACUCAUAGAAAUCGUGGGUAUCCAAUAGUAAAGAUCGCGGUCUCUUCUUCAAAAAGGUUUGUGAAUUUUAAUUACGCUUUUGUUUAAUAUGCAAAUAGCAUGCCUCGCGCCUCCAUAAUCAACACUUCGUAGGAAAGUAAAGGUGACGGAGUUCAAAUGAUCGAAACGGUGCGAUCCCAUCCAAACAAAACAGACGUUGGGGAAACAUGGCUGGGCCUCUUGAAUUGCGGCAUGGUCCACUCUGCUCUGCUUCCAAAUAAGAAGUGAAGUCAGACGGAGGAGCCCCAAGACCCCCAGAGAUGGAGCCAGCAAGCUCGAAGGUAAAUUACCCCGCGGCAGUGUUACUGAAAUGAGAGAGAAGUUUCACUUUGGCCGGGGCAAACGUAGCCUUAACUUCAGCGAUUGAGAUUGAUCGCGAUCGCAUGCCGCGGUAUCUGUACCUGCCAGUCGUAAAUAUUAUUCGCGUUUUGUGUUUCACCUGGUCCGAAACCAACAUAACCAGUUUUUCGCCAUAGGUACACUUUAUGUUGCCUUAAGUACCCAAAGAACAACGAGUCCAUGAGUGAUUUCCCCACGAUCGCGAACGAGUACUGCAUUCAGUGGUGAUCGCGUUUAUGUCGAUUCUAGAUCCGCGAAAAGUGCAUAGCCAAAUUUAUGGUGAAUACUGAAGAAGUACACGAAGAACGGCCUUCCUUUUAAUUUUCCACUAGAGUUUUACGAUCAGUUCCCUGUGUCGGUAGGGUUCGAGCGAUACCAACAUUGUGCAGAGUGCAAAAGUGAAAUCAGAGCUGAAAGAAGUGAAUAUAAUCGCCCAGCAUACUAGCAAAAAGCUAAUAGCAAUAAAUCUCCGGGCUUUGUUGUGGAUUUAUACCUUCGCAGGUAUCACAGCUAUUACCCUCGCAGCAGAUUGGAACGACACGAUACGAACUGGCCACCUGUACGAUUGUGCAAUUGUCUUGCAGGCCACAACAAAUCGUCUGGCGCAUACCGAGCUACGUGUGCGAUCACUGCAAUAAUCUGACGUCGUAUAAUGCACAGGUGCCAAAAUUACAGGUGUCAAGGUCAAGGAACAAAUACUCUGUCUAGCUGCCUACUUUCACCUUCACAACUGCUUCGCGAUAAACCUCUCAAUUCUCUUGGUCCUUUGAAAUCUCAAUGUUCUCUGUCUGAAAUUACUUUACCCGACUUGACACGAUCAUAUCAUCAGCAAUCGUUCGAUCCAAAUUCAUAUCCCUGUUCGCCCGAUCUACGAGGAGAGACCAAUGCUGCGUUUGUUUCGACACCGCCAUCACCAUCACCAUCGGAAUCGUUAAAAUUUAGAUUUUCGCCAACUCGAAAAUCUGGACUAUCAGAAAUGGAAUUUUUGGUUCCCCAUCCUCCAUCACGACAAGGCCGCCAUAUUACGAAGCCGCGUAUAUUAUUAUCCGCGAAUAGCAACAACAACGUUUUCAGUCAUAGUGACCAUAUCGAUCAGAUUACCAACAACAAUAACAACAACAAAAUGACUAAGAAACAAUUAAAGCUGGCCCAAGCCCAGCUCGACAAACUCACCCAAAUUAACAUUCAUUUGCAUGCUCUCUUUUCGGCUGUGGAACACGGACAUUUGGAUAAAGCUCGGACUAUCUUAGAAUCGACAGAUGUAGAUGUAAAUAGUUUAAAUAGCGAUGGUCUAUCUCCCCUCGACGUUGCCGUUCUUAGCAAUAACCGCUCCAUGACGAAAAUGCUUCUGCAACAUGGUGCCACCGAAGGAAGUCAGUUCAAAUCAGCCGACUCCCUUGGUAAUCAUCUAAAUGGUCUUCUGCAUGAUGCCGAGAACCGGAUCCACGACUUAAGUACUGCAGAUGAAAUGUCUCAACCACCAUUUAGUACAAGAGCUUCGUUUUCUAGUAUAAUUGGUAACAGUGGGCCAUCAGUAACAGGCUGUGCAGGAACAGAAGCCGAUAAGCAAAUCGGUUUAUGGGAACGACGUGUGAAAGGGUUGCGGAGGAUGCUUCUAGGCUGGGAUCAAGCCCGGCCACCAGAUGAACCAAGCGCCGUAACGGUCGAUGUGUCCGGACAGAACUCAGUAUCAAUAAGCAUCCUAGAGCCACUUGAAGGCCCAAUUGGCACCAAAUUCAAAGUUCAAUGGUCAUCAAAAGCUGAUUUUAGUAAUAUAAUGGGCGAACGUGAAAUAACGCAGUGGACAAGUUACCAAGGUGUUAUGGGUGCCACUUGCCGCAUCAGCGACUUGACACAAGGACGUCGAUACUUUUUUCGAGCUUGCUGCGGAAACGUGAAGGGUUGGGGUCCAUAUCACACGACUGUGCCAGCAAGUGUCGUGCCAUCCAGCUGGCGAGACAUGGACAACAGAGAGCCCCGGUUUGCUGGUCGCCAAAGGAUCCUCGAUGACCUAUUUACAGCGGUACGGUUAUCCCGACCCGAAGACGCUUCAGAAUUAUUAUUGGAGACACCGGCCCAACAACGGCGGAAUCCAAAGAAGAAAACAACCAUUAAACAACUAUUUUCUGCUACAUCAAAGUUUCAAAAGAACUUGAGGAGAGGAAUCCAUCUCGCCUGCAUACUAUAUUAUGAAGAUAAAAUUCUUGUAACGAAUGAAGACUUUAUACCCGUAAUUGAAAUCGAUGAAACAUAUCCUAGUUCGCUUCACAACGAUUAUCAUUGGUUCAUGAAGGUCGCCUGUACAUGGGAGGACGCAAAAUCUCUACGAACCGAUAUGGAACGAAAUGCAACGUCAGCUGCACAUUUUCGCACCAAACUUCUAUCUGCAGCAUGUCAGAUGCAAUCUGCCCUCUGCACGACUGAUCUAGGUCAAUUGUAUCACAAACCAAUACGAGAUACCCACGGAACCGUAGUCCUAUCAUGUGUGAAUUGUGUGAAAACUCCUAAAUCAAUAUCCGUUCUAAAUUCCCGUUGGGUACCUCUGAAUAAAGUCCAGAAGAAAGUCAUGGCGUUGCACGAGGAUAACAAUAUCAACGAAAUAUUAAUAAGUUCAAUAAGCGACCAAAUCAGCUAUCACCAAGCAUCGACAGUCAGGCUAUCACGUGGUCUCUAUAUGGGAUAUUUGAAACUACAGAGUUCUGUUGAUCAGAUUCAGGUUGUUGUACCCAGCAAAACUCCAAACGUACUGCCACACUGUAAGAUCCGAGAGAAUCCGCACGUUUCUGUGGAGGAAUGGGAAAUCCUGAAGCGGGAGCGAAGCACGCAAGCAAUAGAGUUUCGACCAAAAUCCGAAGGCUACACCGAAGUACAGCAGUUAUUUUUAGAAGCACUAACAACAGCCGCCCACCGACUUUUUAAUUACAUGAACGUGAGUCCUGAUGAGUCGCUUGCUCAGCGGCUCUAUGAUGUCGAGGUUAUAGAGUUGAGCGCAGAUGUUAGCUUCCUAAUUAUUUGUCCACCAGUCGAAUCAUCGUGUGCAGUUCCUGGACAAAGAGAGAUCCUCCUCCAACGAGGUGACCUACUCAGCUUACCGGUCCAAGCUUUCGAGAUGGUCCAUUUACGCACUUACCAAAAUAGUAUUAUUCAAAAAUAUUCACGGUUGUCCUGCAUACUGGAAUUGGAUACAGCUUUAGCUAACCACUCGCACCGUGAGGCUUUCUCCUCUGUCGAACUCCAAACUGCUAAGGAGCGUCUCGCCAAAUUGCAAGAACUGACGAUUAGCUUGAAUAUUGUUUGGAAGGGUGUUAGAUGGUUGAUGGAUGUAAUUGCGUUCGCUAGGGAUCGAGGUUCUACACCGGCAAUAACCAUGAAAGAGAUACUUGAAUUGAACUGUUUGCGUCCAACUCAACCAGCUGAAGACGAAGAUCGAAACUGCAAGUCAAGUAGACAACUUCAACCACAGCAGUUGCAGCUUCCUCAAAGGGACAAUAAGUUAAUGAAAAGUAGUCCUGGUCGGGGUUCGUGGCCUGGCCCGGCAGCCAGCAAUAAUAUGGAAGGUAGCAUGUUUCUGGGUGCGGAAUAUUCAAAAUCAGAACAAAACCUGGGUCUCUCGUUGUUGAGUCCGAGAUAUUUGAGUGCCACUUCUGAUAACGAGUGUAAUUCACGGAAGAACAGUGGCGAUUCGAAUUGUUCUCAAUCGGGAACAAGUUACUUUUCAGCCGGAGAAUCGAACGAUCAUAUAUUGCCACCUAGACUGCCACCUUCCCGAUCAGAAGACACUUUGACGAUACCGAAGAAACACCCAACAGCCAUGCAUCAUCGAAGGCGUGCCACCACCGCCAACAAUGCCAGCAUCGCAGCUGCAUUAAGUCCACUUUUGGCAGCAAAGUCUAACUACCAAAUGCCUACUGAAUCUGUUCAAAGUCUUUCAAGUGAUUCGGAAAGUGCUAGUUAUCCUUUAAUGACUUCCACUCCAGCGAAAACCAAAGCAAGUGCAAAGGAAAGUGAAGAAUAUUAUGCUGACAGCAACUGUAAUCCUGGGAAAUAUCUCAAGCCAACGUUAACCGCUCUGCAAAGUGAAAUGAUAAAGGAGCCUCUACAUAUUACCGAGCCUAUUUCCUCCUCGUCUCAAAAGACAAGUGAUAGAACCUACCAACGCCCUAAAGUACGGCAAUCUAGUGACGAGGAAGAUAUCGCGGCUGGGUUAGGAAGCAGCGCCAUGUCAGCGUCAUCCUCUACGUCCAGCAACACACAAGCAGGGAUCAUCCAAGUUUACGCAGCUUAUGAAACGGGUUUGGCUAGUGGAACUAGUCUGAAACUUCACGUUACACCCAAGACCACAGCUCGUGAGGUUGUGGAUCUGGUAGUGAAACAACUGAACAUGGCUGUUGUUCUUAAAGGAAAAGAUGGACCAAUCUAUACACCCGAUAAAUUAGAAAAUUUCUGUUUGGUCGCAGUAAUAGGAGCUCGCGAGCGAUGUUUAAGGGAUGAUUUCAAACCGCUGCAGCUGCAGAAUCCUUGGAAAAAGGGCAAACUGUACGUCCGACAAAAGCACGAUCUUCUAGCGGCAAUAGAACAUUCCAACCGUGACGCUCAAUUAAUUUAAGUAGGACGAAAUUAGCGAAUAUUUAAGCGAAUCCAUAUUGUGAUCAUUCACUCACGUUGAUGAGAUGCACUCACAGUGUGAAUUUAUAAUUGAUGAUUAUCGCUAUCGAAAUUAAAUUGAAAUAUUCAGGACUGAAUGCAUCUUCCGUGCUCGAACCUGUCUUUAAUUUAUGAAUUGCUAUAUUUUGAUAUGUUCAGUCCCAUUAUUCUCCCUCUAGCUUGUCCCUGAACUUGUUAACACAGUUUCGGUGAUGGAAUAGAGUUUUCUUUCCAUUGGCAUGUUUUUGAGUUGAAAAUAGAAUCUUUUAGAUCAUAAUCGAAUUAACAACAGAAACCAGUCAAUUAGGAAUGUUCUUGCUUUAAUGGUGCCAGAUGCUUCAUCACUUUGUCCUCGAAAGAUAGAAAGAGAAUUUCAUCCUUUAUUGCUUUAAAAUGAGUUCAUUGCACGAAAUCUGAUGUAUGGCAUCAUUUAUGUCUGCAUGUGUAAAGUAUCUUAACGCUGCACUAUCAUCUACGAAUACCAAUCUAUAUUUCAUCUAAUCUAUGAAAACUACUAUGCGAGUCUGUCACCCAGUAAGAACCUAAGCAACCCCGUUUCAAUUAGUUAGGACUAACGCGUAAACCUGCUGAUAAGCGAAUUGUUUUAAGUUCUAUGAACUCGAUGUUAUCUUAGCAAAAAGAUCUAAAGAGAAAAAGAUAUAUCGUUCCAACUUUGUUUAGAAACUUAGAAACGAAGCAAGCAAAACGAAUACAACCAAAUUAGUUUUAGUCAGAAGAACAGAAUAUUUAAUUGUACACUCAAUGAUAACAGAAAUAUGUAUGUUGCCUAUAUACAGCCAAGCGCCACCCUUCGCAUUUUUCCGCAAAAGAACUGUGUGUAUGUGUGUUCGUAAAGGAUUCCAGAAACAGAAAGUCUUAUGAUCAAAUACCUAAAACUACCACGCAUAAUGAAUUUUACUAGGCAAAGAGAGACAUUUUGUAGCUUUCCGUUUGUCGAGAAAACCGACUUUUCCUUUGUAUACUUUGUAGAUGGAUUUUCAUAAUGUUAUCUUAUAGUUUUGUAGAAACAAAAGCAGUAUUUAAACGUGCAUCUUAUCCUCCAUAUUGUUGAUAAGUGCAUUUAGGUUUUUCUAGGAAAGAGAAGGAUUUAAUAUAAGUAUAUCAAUUUCCCAAGAAUAUGAGCUUUAACAGGACAGAGGGAUUUUGUCUUAAGUGAAACGACAGUGAAAAAACUCCAACCGAAAUCGUUAAUGUCGCAGAUUUUCAAGAAAAACUCUCUUAAUCGAAUUUCGAGCAAGCAGAAAAUAUUAUAUACAAAAUAUGGCAAUAAUUCUGUAUAGAAUUCAAUUAUGUACAUUGUUACUGAUAAUUUUAUUAUUAUUGUUAUAAAUAAUAUGAAAUAUUUGGUUAGUCUUGAUAUAAUCAAUUUUUCUUCUCUGGCAAAGGGAAAUAUAUCAGAAAAGACAAGAAAAUUAAAAAUUGAAAAAAAACUAAAAUGAAUGUUACAAAAGAGAAAGUAAAAGACGACAAAUUAGAUAAAACAUGUUAUAGCAUUUGAGUGUGGGUGUGCAACAGAUCAAAUGAUAAAAAUAUACAAAAAAAACUAAUUAACUAAAGAAUAGAAAAAUUGCUGUGGUAUGAAAAACACAAAUAUAUAAAUAUGUGAGAAAUUAUGUGAAUAAAAUUUUAAUUUAAUGUAA